Ylistrum balloti is the source of this 5321-nucleotide messenger RNA. Its product is annotated as neuroplastin-like. The coding region runs from base 72 to 1262 and encodes 396 amino acids. Gene Ontology annotation, biological process: dendrite self-avoidance; homophilic cell-cell adhesion; axon guidance. NCBI's taxonomy places the organism in Eukaryota, Metazoa, Mollusca, Bivalvia, Pectinida, Pectinidae. The transcript is spliced from 7 exons. Gene Ontology annotation, molecular function: cell-cell adhesion mediator activity. The record is from RefSeq and is a predicted model, not a curated record. Gene Ontology annotation, cellular component: plasma membrane; axon.
GUCAAGGACGAAGGUAGAAACAGUAGCACUAUUUAGAAGAAUUCCAUUAGUACCAAGAAAUAGAACUGAGAAUGUGGCUUUCUUUAGUUUCAUGCUGUGUUAUAGCAUGCAUCACAUUGCCGAUAUAUGCUGAUGAUACACCAAAAAUUGAAAUUCUGCCAAGUACAGGCCCUCUAAAGGUUCUAGAAGGUGGUAAGCUUGAGAUAACAUGUAGAUAUUCCACCAAGGCUGCCAAACCGGACCCAAACUCACUGAUCAUCAAAAGAUCUCUUGACCGACAGGGCGACAUAAAGAAUGCAGUCAAACUUAUGAACCUGGGAUUUGAGAUCCAUCAGUCAACCAAUCCAGGAGCUACACCUUAUGAUUGGAAUGUCAUCACUCUCAAAGUCUCCAAAUCUGGACCCAAACUCACUAUCAAGGAUACUGGCCGCUAUUACUGUAUUUAUGAAGAACAGUACAAAUUUUUCCAAAAAGAUGUGGAUGUCUUCAGAGUUGUGUCCCCUCCUGAGGUAGUGUACAAUGAGACAAGCAGCACAUUAAGCUGUGUUCCUGAGUUCAGCACGGAGACAACUGAUAGGGAAUAUACAUUGGCCUGGAGCAAGAAUGGCUCAAAAUCUCUGAUAGAUAGUCUGAGCGACAGAUACUCGCUGGAGGGCGAGCAGAGAGAGAGACUUGUUAUCACCAAACCUGAAUGGGGAGAUCUCGGUCGCUACCAAUGCGCUUUUACAUUCACAUCCACUCAGCAGACAGUGACCAACUUCAUUGACCUUAUUGGACCACCCAAAGUGAAUGAAAAGACCUUUGACUCUUCCAAGAACUAUGUACAAGGUGACAACCUUAUCCUGAAGUGUCCAGUGACAGGAUAUCCCUACCCAACAGUAUCCUGGCUCCGUGACGAUGUCCUGCUGAAUGCAGGAGACCGUGUUGUCAUCAAUGAUGAAGGCACCUUGGUCAACGGCAAACUGACCAUUUACAGUCUGGAGUUUGAGGACAAAGGCACUUAUAAAUGCAUGGCCAACUCCACCUAUGAGGGCUUCAAGGCUGCACAUGCUACAACAGUUGUCAGAGUCAAGGAUCGUCUUGCUGCUUUGUGGCCAUUCCUUGGAAUUGUGGCUGAAGUUAUCAUCCUCUGCAUCAUCAUCUUCAUCUAUGAAAAGAGACGUGGAAAGCAGAUGGAGGAUGAAGCUGACUCUCCAGAUUAUCCAGCCAACACUCAAGAUCACCGAGCUGAUGAGGUGAGACAGAGGAAUGUGAGAACCUAGACACAGGCCACUGUCCAAAUGGACAGAAACAACAUCCUGAUGAGGAAUUAGCUGGUACCUCCGUACAGAGAAGCAACAUCCUCAUAAACUGAUACCUUAAAAACAUCAUAGAUCCAUGCUACAGACAGUUAAAAAAAAACGAAAUUUAAUUUCAAUAAAAUAUUAUCUAAACAAGAAGCCAUGGGUCCUAAAAAAAUGAUGUGUGAUGAAAAAGUAUGAGGAAAAACAAAUAUCUGUGUCUGUUGUAAAUAUUUGAUUUGAAUUUCUGUGUGAUGUACGGGUAUGAAUGAUGAUAGGGUAACAAAAUGAACAGGAUAUAAUGCAGGUCUUCAAAGCAUGGAUCUCGGAUGUUAAAGGCGUUGGUCUCCUACGUAAAAAUCAUGGGUGUUAAAUGUUCACCAUGGCUGGUAUUAUGAUCAGUCUCAUGCAUUUCUUUGCAUGGUGAGUAAGAAAGCAAGUAACAUGAACUUGAUUGGAUGAAAGUGGGUUUUUUUAAGGUAUGUAAUGUGUAUGCGUGAAAGAGUGCUCAUGUUAUCUUAAUCUUAAUAAUCAGGGUUUAUUUGUUAAAUUAUGGUAAUUUUCAUGAAUAGAUAAUGUACCUAAUUCUUCUUAUGUAUUGUAUGAAUGUUAUUUUCACAAAAUUCUGUUUGAGAAAAGAUCACAAAUGACCAUAAUUGUAUCCAUAUUGAUACAGAAUCAAAGGGGUUUAGGCUUAGUAGGUUAUGUAUGCAACCUACAAGAGCACAAAGAAGUGCUACACAGCCGUACUGUAACUAUAAAACUUUUUAAGAUGUAGGUAUGAAAAGUUUUCCAUGGAAUAUUUCAAAUGUUUCAUUAAAAGAACUGAAAAAUUGUUUUAUUUAAAAGGAAAAGGGUAAAUAAGCAAAGCUUUCUAUAACAAAUUGAUUUUUUAUUUGGCAGAUGAAAUUAAACAGCUCAUUUUGUGAACUUGCGUACAAUGUUAGAUGGAUUGGAUACACAUAGGUGUUUGUAAAGAUAAUGUUCUUAAUCCUAAAGUUGUUGUAAAUCAGAAAUUAACUAGUAUUGACAAAUUGAAUUUUGAGAGUAUAUUGCAUAUUAGUUUGGAAAACUUUUGUACUAUUUAGAGAAUAAAGACUAGUGUUGAAAGAGUAUGGAAAGUAAAGAGUUAAUAAUGCUUUUACUUCUUAUAAUAAAUGAUUUUCAUCGUAAUUUUGUACUUUAUAUAACAGACAUGUUCAGGUAGUAUUCAGAUGAAUGUUAUCAAAAUGUAGAUUCCAAUUCAAACAUGAUAUUGUAUGUUGUUUGUUACUCAAGUGAUUUUAUAUGUUUUAACUCUUAAUACAAAUGAUUUAUAUUUAAUUUAUGUAAUUUGUUUGUCCAUGCUGCAUAUGUUGUUGGUUUUAUUAUAUGCCGUUUCUUUUAAUACAUAAACAAAACAUAGGAGUGAUAUUGAAUUCUUUUCUUAAUUUUGUCAUUUGCACACCCUAUCAACUUCAUUAUACAUUUUAUUUGAAAAUGGACUUUGAAAAUGAAGAUUGGAUUCUUUUCUUUCUUAAUUAUCUGAAAUAAUGAACAAGCCAUCUUUGAAAAUUAGCAUAUUUUAAACAAGACAUUGAAAGCCUUACUGUCUAAUUUAGUUCUAGCUGUGUAAGCCAUGUUUCAUUUUCUGUCCGCACAAUGUGAUAAAAUGUUGUAUAUUAUUUGAAGCAUAAUCAGUCUAGAACUGGUUACCAAAAUUUUACAUUUAACAAUAUUAAAUCCAUGAAAUACCUGCAGAAGUAUUAGUGAUAGGGGAUUUCUGCAGUUGCAGUUUCUUUCUAAUAGUCAAAUGAAGUAAUAUAAUCUGCUUGCGUUGUUUGUAAUUUAUAUUGUAUCUCUUUACUAGUGUAUUUCUAUCUUUCAAAGUGGAAAAGAAAACUACAGCAGUAAAUCUAUUGAUUCUGUUUUCAUUUUUUUUAAUUCUAUUAUGCUUGCCAUUGAUAUGGAACAAUGUGGACUUCAAAUUUUGUUGUUGUUCUAAUAUAUCUAAUGCUAAAGGUGAAUCGAGUAGCCUCUUUCAGUGUGUAUUGUGGUUCUAAUAUAUCAGAUGCUAUAGGUGAAUCGAGUAGCCUCUAUCAAUAUGUUUUGUGGUACAUGUGUAUCUAAUGCUAUAGGUGAAUUGAGUAGCCUCUAUCAAUAUGUUUUGUGGUACAUGUGUAUCUAAUGCUAAAGGUGAAUCGAGUAGCCUCUAUCAGUAUGUUGUGUGGAACAUGUAUCUAAUGUUAAAGGUGAAUCGAGUAGCCUCUAUCAAUAUGUUUUGUGAUUCUAAUAUAUCAAAUGCUGUCGGUGAAUCGAGUAGCCUAUGUUGGUAUGUUUUGUGAUUAUGGUGUAUCUAUGCUGUAGGAAAAUUGAGUUACAUUCUCAGGUGUGUGUUUCAAGAUUAUCUAAUGCUGUAGGUGAAUCAAGUAGCCUACAUGCUUUUCUGAUUUCUUACAGCAUCAAUGAAAAGCUUGGCUUGGUUGUCACUUUUGUGUUAAAUGUAGAAUAGACGUAAUAUUCUGGAUUUUGCCAAUCUUGGUAUUUCAAUACAGACCUCCUGAUGUAUAUUUUCACAUGACACACAUAUAGAAACAUCUGCACUUCAAUUCAGUAUAUCUGUACUAAAUGUUUUUUUUAUCACAUUUUAAACCAAUUUUCGUCAUGCAGAAAUUCCAAGUGUAUUUCUUCUAUCAUCACAGUAUAACAUACUUGUUUUCCAAUUAAUGUUGAUUUUUAUGCUAAGAGCAUUUUUUUUUUUUUUUAAUAAUUUAAGUACACAUUUUUCACUUUUGUGAUUAGUCCCAAUAAAAAAAAAGUUAGAAAAAUCUUUAGAUAUUUAGGUAUAUUUUAGAUAUGUAGUAACUACAAGAAAAUAUGUAUAACACAGAACUUUGUUAACUAAAGGUGCAUGUUGAGCCUAAUUGACACACAAAUCUUCAUCAAUAUUAAAACAUUGUUAUGAAAAUACUGCAUUCAAUGCAUGUUACAUCCAAACGUCUUGACAUCAGUUUUGAUUUGUUCAUUGCUAUUCAAUAAUUUUAAAAGCAGGAUGUUUCUAUAGUGGAAUGAGCAGCACAGAUUGAUAGGUUCUUGGUAUGUUAAUUAAGUGUACAUCUCUAUGCUCUACACAAGCAAUACUCUAGGUAUGUGUACAUUGGAUAGGAUUUUAUUUUUGAAUCGAGUCACCAGUUGAAUUUUAUUGUUUUAAUAUCUACCCAUAUGAAAUAAUAACAUGUGUUAGAGUAACUGUUAUUCCCUUAAUAAUCCAUAUUUUUAUAUUCUAUCAUUUUUUUUCCAUUCCAACAGCAGUGAGUUCUGAUAUUUCCCAUACCAAAGCAUUUAAAUGUAUAGUAGACAUGCAGGUCAUGCAGUUUAAAAGUCCAAACAUUAGAAUUAAUACUUCUACAUGAAAUGUGUUCAAAUCAUCGUGCAGAAAAGAAAAAAACCAAGUUCAGAAAAUAUUCCUGAAAUGGUUUAGGAUUUAUUUCAUGAUUAUUUUUUUUUUUCUCUUUUUCAAAUUUUCAACAUACCACCAGCCCCCUCCCCCUUCCCCUAUUUUUGUCAUGGAAUUAAUGAACCAUUUUGCCCCUGUGAAAUAAUACUUGUGUAGUGGUUAUGUGUUCCCCAUUAACCUUUACAUAGUAGAUUUUAGAGUGUAUAGGAUAUAGCUGAAAUUGCAACGGUCAACACAUUCAUCCAUAAAUCCUCGUAAUAAUUCUGUUCAGAAUUACUUUCCCUGUUCAUAAAGACCUCAAUUCUGCAGGAAUGAACUGCUGUACCUCAGCCUUGUCCAUUGCAGCUCCUAUUCUCUUAUUGAUCUUACAAAACCUUGGGAAAGUAACACGGCAAACAAAGUCCGUAUUUGAAAGAGAGAUGAGGAUUUAUGAUAUAUUAUUUUUUGUGUUUUUACUUAAGGACAGUUACAUGAAGUGAAGAUAAAUUGCUGGUGUUUGAUCGUCUACCCUGCUUUAGGAGAAUUUAGACAGAAUUUCCUUAAUAUGUUACAAUGUAAUACACUGUAUAUUAGUGAUUCAAUAAAAAAAGGAGAAAAUGUAACAA